Aspergillus fischeri NRRL 181 is the source of this 951-nucleotide messenger RNA. RefSeq names its product TMEM199/VMA12 family protein. Bases 1 to 951 code for a protein of 316 amino acids. Gene Ontology annotation, cellular component: endomembrane system. Gene Ontology annotation, biological process: vacuolar proton-transporting V-type ATPase complex assembly. NCBI's taxonomy places the organism in Eukaryota, Fungi, Ascomycota, Eurotiomycetes, Eurotiales, Aspergillaceae. The transcript is spliced from 2 exons. The record is from RefSeq and is a predicted model, not a curated record.
AUGGUCCUCCUCAACACAACCACUCAUAUCAUCUCCGCACUUGAGGCCGUUCCCCCAUCUUCUCGCAAGGAACUGGACCUCCCCGACUCUCUGAGUAUCAACUCGCCAAUCUCACAUGAGCAAGUGAUCCGUCUAUCACGCUACUUCCGCAAUGGAGCGAACAGCACGAGUCCCGACCCGAACCCAGACAGAAGCCUCAACUCGCUCCUCCGCGGCACAAGAGUCUACGUCCCUCCUCCGUCUAAGAAACCUGAACCUAGCCCCGAGUACCUCGCUCUAAAGGCCCGCCUCCUCGCUGCCGCCGAAGCAGACGCCUACAACCGCAUGACUGCCACAACAUUCACACCCUCCGCACCAGGGCAAAGCGGGCCCUCGCCGAUCUUCUCCUCCUCCACGCCGACUCUCUCCGCCCUUCACGACUCUAAAGCACCCGCCGGCGAUACGGAGACGACAGACCCGCUCACCCCGUCACUGGUACUGAACAUUUUCCUCUCGGUGCUCAUCACCGGGUUCAGCGUGUACUGGGCGCUGACAAGCUUCCGUACCCCUGACAUAUUGGUGAGCUCUGUAUCCUCCUUGUGGCGGGGACAGCCACCCGGCAAACCGAGCGCGAAUAGGGUGAGCGAGGGCGCGUCGGAGCCGGUGCGGGUUCUGGUGUCCCUGUUUGCCGCGCUGAUGGUGGGUGUAGCGGAAGUGUUGAUAUAUGCAAUUUAUCUUCAAAAGGUUGACCAGGCGCGGACGCGUGAGAGGCGCAUCAAGGAGCGGAAGGAGGUAGUGGAGAGUGAUGUGGUUGGGGGUCGAGCCGGCAAGACGGAUAAGGAGGGGAUCCAGAGAGUUGAUGGAGAGCAGGAGACGAUAUGGGGGAGGGGUGCGAAUGGAGGCGUGCGGCGGAGGGUGAGGGAGAAAUGGGAGGAGAAGGAGUGUCAGAGGAACCACGAUAAUGUGGCAUGA